AUGGGCACCUUUGAUACUUGCUACGGAGACUUACUGGACUAUGCUGCCAAGGGAUGUUUUGAUGUGAUUGUUCACGGGUGCAAUUGCUUCUGUACAAUGGGCGGUGGAAUCGCAGCCUCUAUUAGUUCCCGCUUUCCGGCUGCACUGAAGGCCGACAGUGAGACUGCUGAGGGGGAUAGGAGCAAGCUGGGAUCAUAUACUUCGGCCACCGUUGCUAUAGGCUCCACAACAAAGACAAAUCGAAUGGCUCUUACCGUCGUGAAUGCUUAUACGCAAUACAUGUACAGGCCAACCAGAGAAACGCCCAUUCCAUGCGACUAUGAUGCAAUUGAUAAGGUAAUGGCGCGCAUCAAUCAAGAUUUUGCCGGAAAGUCCAUCGGUCUACCACAGUUAGGGGCAGGGCUCGCGGGUGGCGACUGGAAGACAAUUGAGGAAAUUAUUAGGAAGCGAUUGCAUUCCUGUCACAUAACUAUUGUGUUGUUUAAAGCGUCGCAGACGCCCUCUGAGUGA
Molecule: messenger RNA, 510 nt
Organism: Giardia duodenalis
Lineage: Eukaryota; Fornicata; Diplomonadida; Hexamitidae
Product: Phosphatase similar to the C-terminal domain of histone macroH2A1
Exons: 1
Coding region: 1-510 (169 amino acids)
Biological process (GO): peptidyl-glutamate ADP-deribosylation
Source: RefSeq, a predicted model, not a curated record